This is a messenger RNA of Entrophospora sp. SA101, 242 nucleotides long. The record is from the annotation of a GenBank genome assembly. Lineage: Eukaryota; Fungi; Glomeromycota; Glomeromycetes; Entrophosporales; Entrophosporaceae.
AAGAAACUAAAGAAUUUAACAAUUUAGUUCAAGAAAUAAAAAUUAAUGAUCCUACUAAAAAAACUUAUGCAGAUACCCUGAAUGAAUGGGUAGAUGGUUAUAUUGAAAAAGUGCAAGAAGUCUUUGGCAAAUGUCAGGAAGCAAUCCAAAGCGGAAAAAUUCACGAAAUGGAUGGCAGCCGAUUUAACGGCAAUGCUGAGACUGGAAAAGCAACUUUCCAAGCAAUUGCUAAUUCUCUUUCU